GCGCGUUUGUCCCCUCCACGCGCAUACACAAGGUCAACUUCACGUGCAACCGGCUACCAGAAGUCCGUUCGUGCUGUAUGAGCGCUCAGGGGACAAACUGCGUGAAGCAGCGUUCAUUAACUACAGCUGAGCUACAGCAACGUGACUGAAAACAUGGCGAGAGGAAGUCGCAGUCGUUCUGCAGCACCAGAAAGUGCUCCCGCUCAGUCCUAUGCUCCGGCUCCGGUGGUGCCUCCUCCAUCAGCGGUGGCCGCGGCUCCUGUUCAGCCCAAGCAGCCAGGCCUCAUGGCUCAGAUGGCCACGACGGCAGCUGGUGUUGCUGUGGGUUCGGCGGUGGGCCACGUGAUGGGUAGCGCCAUUACCGGUGCCUUCAGUGGAAGCAGCUCAUCCGAUGCACCCAGACCUUCUCCUGCACCUCAAGAGCCUGCUCGAGCUGCUCCACCUCAGGCCGGGCCGUGUCUUUUCGAAGUGAGGCAGUUUCUCGACUGUGCUACCACACAGACAGACCUCAGCUUGUGCGAAGGCUUCAACGAAGCUCUCAAACAGUGCAAAUUCUCCCACGGUGUGUCAUCCCUGGUGUGAGGAGCAUUUUGAAGAAGACACAGAACACAUCUGUUCUCUCUGUACAAAUCUUCUCGAUCCCUCCGGCACUUGAUCUGUAUUUAAUUUGUUUCUGUUCCGGGUUUUGACUCGUGUGUUUGUAAGAUAAAAUAAACAGCUGCUAUUCACA
Molecule: messenger RNA, 730 nt
Organism: Silurus meridionalis
Lineage: Eukaryota; Metazoa; Chordata; Actinopteri; Siluriformes; Siluridae
Gene: chchd10
Product: coiled-coil-helix-coiled-coil-helix domain containing 10
Exons: 4
Coding region: 154-582 (142 amino acids)
Biological process (GO): mitochondrion organization
Cellular component (GO): nucleus; mitochondrion
Source: RefSeq, a predicted model, not a curated record